This is a messenger RNA of Erigeron canadensis, 1810 nucleotides long. Its product is annotated as myosin heavy chain, embryonic smooth muscle isoform. Lineage: Eukaryota; Viridiplantae; Streptophyta; Magnoliopsida; Asterales; Asteraceae. The transcript is spliced from 5 exons. Bases 1 to 1641 code for a protein of 546 amino acids. The record is from RefSeq and is a predicted model, not a curated record.
AUGUCGUCCGCUUCGUCAAUUAGGAGGGUAAAAAAAUGGCAUGCACCAGCUAGUCCAAAAAUCAUUAACCUGCCAAGAAGACAUUGUUACACUAGUAGUAGCUCUAGGAGGAGGAAGGCCCGGGCCAAUGUGGCUAAAAGUGUUACAGAGGAGGAAGUGGUUCAAAUGUAUAAUUAUAGAGGAAAGUUGGAGAACUUGUUUGGUGUCGAAAGAGAGUUUAGACCAAAUUGUUUCGAGAGACCACGACGACAAGGAACGGAGGAAGUCGGGCAGCUUGAACAAGAGAAAUGGCGGUUUCAAGCGGAAAUAUUACGGGCCGAGUGUAAUUUUUUGAGAAUGGAAAGGAAGUUUGCUUUAAAGAAAUUGGAAAAAAAUCGUGUUCGCAUUCAACGGACCCUUGAAUCGGCUUUGCAAAAUCUUGCUUCCAGAAAAAAGAGGCUAUGUGAAGGGAAGAAUAUGGAAGUGGUGUUGGAGGAAGAAAUUAAAGAAUUAGCUGAGAAAUUGGAGGAGUUGCAAACUAGUUAUAACGAAAGUGAAGAUCAGGAGCUUCGAAAAUGUAAGAAUUUUGAUAAAAAGGCGUCGUGUUUACAAAGAAGGUUAGAAAGGCUUGGAGGGUUAACAGAUGAUGACUGCAGUAAUAAGGAGAUGAAGAAAGAGUCAAAUGGUGAAGUCAAUGAAGAUGGGCUGUUUUUGAAUGUUAAAAGUCAAAAUAAGUCAACUGAUGUGGAAACGCUUGGAAGGAAAAUGGAGGGGCUGUCGAAAGAAAUGAUAGAUCGAAUGGAGAGGGAGUAUGGAUCCGUCAUAAACAAUUCGGCUGCUAGUUCUGCUUCUACAUCAAAACGGAUUGAUUUUCCUGACCAUCUGUCAUUGUCUAACAGAUUUUCAAACCACUUAAAGGAACCAUUGGGGUCACAAGAGACUAACAAGUGCUCAGGACGGUGUAAGUUGUUAGUCAGAAGAAUAGUGGAGCAAGUGAGGGCUGAAACCGAACAAUGGUCACAAAUGCAACAAAUGCUUGGACAACUGAGACAAGAGAUGGAAGAGCUUCAAACUUCAAAGGACUUUUGGGAGGCUCAAGCUCUUGCUUCCACUAAUGAGAUGCAGUCCCUUGUGUCCAAUGUUGAAGAAUGGAGAGAGAAGGCUGUAGAGUAUGAAACCAAGGCUAACAAGCUUCAAAAAGAGGUUGAUUCUGUGAAGAGUGAGCUUGAAAAGUUUAAAAAAGAUCAAGCCAAGGAAAUGGCCUCAACCCCGAAAAAAACAGCUAUGCUUUCAUUAGGUAAACAAAUUGAACGAGAGACAAAGAACGGGUUAAGUUGUCGAAUGAAGGGACCAUGUGAUGUUAUUAGCAGUAGUAACAGACAUGAGAAAGUUGAGCAAAAUAAAAAAGAACUGCAACCGUUGUCAUUGGGCAAACAACUUGCAAGGGAGAAGCAGAUAUUGAUUUCAAGACUGAAGGAAAACCGAAAGUGCAAUAAUGAAAUCUCUGGUGAUGGGAGACGAAAAGGGUAUAACUUGGUAAGAUCUCCGCUCAAGGAUAUUGGGAAUUCAACAUCUUCAUCAAUGACCAUCUCGAGGCAGAACAGUAAUGCAAUUUUCCCUUUGCAUUGCCCUGACCCUGCAAGACUAGAGGAUAGCUCUUGAAAACAGAAUCGUGUUUACUGAUGUAUUAGUUUUUGAUUUAGUCUAAUAACUCACUUUGUAUGCCUGCCAAAGUUUAGUACUUGUGGACAGUGGGCUAUCCCUUAACAAAUCAUGAAACUCAGACUAUGCAUAUUCUUUAAAUGAAUGGAUCAUUGUAGCAUCCCCUCUA